GCUACGAGAGCCAGAUCCAGCUCGACGUCUGGCCUCGGUACAAGCAUAUACGACGACGACACUCGCCAGGAAGUGAUCAUUCAAACAGAUGACUCGUACCUGAAAAUUGCACGUCGAUUGGACGAAUAUCGAUCGAAUCGAACUCAAUUUCUGCCCGUGGUCGCUGCGUCACCACUCGAAUCACAUGCCAUAGAGCCUUUCAAGACUGAUCGGCCUUCGGAAAGGCGAGGUUUCUACGUGGACAUUAAAGGGCUUCAGCGAAAGACUUCCAUAAAACCAAAACGAAGAAUGAGCCAUAAACUAAAACUCAUCUCGCGCUUGGAGACGUUCUUGGGAUCACUUCCUAACGUUACGGCAUGGCUUACGAAUCGCCAUGAGAAAAGUCGUUCGAUCUCACCACAAACUCCUCCACGCUCACGUAAAACUCUCACACGUGUCGCGUCGCUUCCAGCUGGAGUCGCACGUGGCAAAGUUGGCGAUUAUGUCGCGAAGCAUGAACGUGGCAUACCGAACCCAGCCACCGGACGAGAUCGACCCGUACGGAUCGUACGACAAUACGCCAUGGUCGAC
Molecule: messenger RNA, 570 nt
Organism: Ostertagia ostertagi
Lineage: Eukaryota; Metazoa; Nematoda; Chromadorea; Rhabditida; Trichostrongylidae
Source: the annotation of a GenBank genome assembly